Messenger RNA from Pimephales promelas (fathead minnow), 4155 nucleotides. It is a transcript of the gene tp73, whose product is annotated as tumor protein p73. The record is from RefSeq and is a predicted model, not a curated record. Gene Ontology annotation, molecular function: DNA-binding transcription factor activity, RNA polymerase II-specific; RNA polymerase II cis-regulatory region sequence-specific DNA binding; protein binding. Gene Ontology annotation, cellular component: nucleus. Gene Ontology annotation, biological process: regulation of transcription by RNA polymerase II; protein tetramerization; apoptotic process. Lineage: Eukaryota; Metazoa; Chordata; Actinopteri; Cypriniformes; Leuciscidae.
GGAAAUUUGCUGUCUUUAUGAAUAUUUUCGGAAAAUUUCCUAUGCCUUUUAGGCUGUCUGUUUUAAUAUAUGGUAUAUUUUAAAAUCUGGCCUGAAAAAUUAAACGGUAUAUAGGAAGAAUUUUGCACUUUUGGUCCAUGACGCAUUAACCGGUGAUGUAUUCUAGUGUGCUGACUAUGGCUGAUAAUUUUUUGGGCGGCUGUUCGGUAUGAACAUUGUGUGAUCUGCCCUGCGGUGGAUUGUUCAACAUCCAAAAUGUCCCAGUCAUCCACCGCUGAUGAGGGUACAACCUUUGAACAUUUGUGGAGUACCCUUGAGCCAGACAGCACAUAUUUUGAGCUUCCUCAGGCAGGACACUCAGGGGACCGGGCUUCUAGCAGCCUGCCCAGCAACCGCGCUGAAGUCUGCAUGGACGUCUACCACAUGAGAGACAUGAACGACAAUGUCAUGUCUCAGUACAGCCUACUGAGCAGCAGUAUGGAACAAGGUUUGGGGAACAGACCAGCAUCUACCAGUCCCUACAGCUCAGAGACCACCUCCAACGUGCCAACGCCAUCACCCUACUCUCAGCCAAACUCAACCUUCGAAGCCAUGUCUCCAGCCCCGGCCAUCCCCUCCAACACUGACUACCCUGGGCCGCACAACUUCGAGGUCACCUUCCAGCAGUCUAGCACCGCCAAGUCAGCCACCUGGACGUACUCUCCAUUGCUGAAGAAACUGUACUGUCAGAUUGCCAAGACCUGUCCGAUUCAGAUCAAGCUUGCUUCCUCGCCCCCAAACGGCAGCGUGAUACGAGCCAUGCCCAUCUACAAGAAGGCUGAACACGUCACAGAGGUGGUCAAACGCUGUCCUAACCAUGAACUUGGACGGGACUUCAAUGAAAGUCAGACAGCUCCUGCCAGUCACUUGAUACGGGUGGAAGGCAAUAAUUUGAGUCAGUAUGUGGAUGACCCUGUGACAGGCCGACAGAGUGUGCUAGUUCCCUAUGAGAAUCCACAGGUGGGGACUGAGUUCACAACCAUUCUAUAUAAUUUCAUGUGCAACAGCAGCUGUGUCGGUGGAAUGAACCGCAGACCCAUCCUCAUCAUCAUCACGCUGGAGACACGAGAUGGACAGGUUCUCGGUAGGCGUUCGUUUGAGGGCCGGAUUUGUGCGUGUCCGGGUCGUGACCGCAAAGCAGAUGAGGAUCAUUUCAGGGAGCAACAGGCGCUAAAUGAUAGCGUGGCCAAAAAUGGAAAUGCCAAUAAACGAAACUUCAAGCAGAAUCCAGCCAAUAUUACGGGGCCUUCCAUCAACAUCAAGAAGAGGCGACAUGGAGAAGAAGAGAUGUAUUACAUACCAGUGCGUGGUCGGGAGAAUUUUGACAUCCUGAUGAAGAUAAAGGACAGUCUGGAACUUGUGGAGUUUGUACCACAGCAGUUAGUGGACUCAUACAGACAACAACAACAGCAGCUCCUACAGAGACAGAGUCAUAUUACCUCUCCGUCUCCAUAUGGCACACUCAAUAACAUGAACAAGAUGCACGGGUCCAUCAGCAAGCUUCCCUCAGUGAAUCAGUUGGUGACACAACAGACUCAGCAGAGCGCAGGACCCUCUGCAUCCAUGUCACAUAUGGGAACCAACAUGCUGGGUGGACACCACAUGCAGUCUAACGGCGACGUGAAUGGAGCUCACCCGUCACAGUCUAUAGUGUCCACCUCUCACUGUACCCCUCCCCCACCUUACAACCCCGACCCCAGCCUCGUCAGUUUCUUAACCAGCCUGGGCUGCCAAAACUGUAUCGACUACUUCACGUCCCAGGGACUCCAGAGUGUGUACCACCUUCAGACUCUUUCUAUGGAGGAUCUUGGGGCCCUGAAGAUCCCUGAGCAGUUCCGGCUGGCGAUCUGGAGGGGCCUGCAGGACAUGAAGCAGGGCCACGACUACAUCCGCUCCAGCAGUAACAUGGCCACGAUGGCCAUCGGCCCCGGAGGAGAACUGCAGCGCCAGCGCGUCAUGGAGGCCGUGCACUUCCGGGUGCGUCACACCAUCACCAUCCCGAACCGCAGCGGGGCCACGGGGGGAGACGAGUGGGCCGACUUCGGCUUCGAUAUGCCCGACUGCAGGAUACACAAGCACUCCAUCAAGGAGGAGUUUGCAGAAAGCGACCUUCGCUGAGAACCGUUUUCCAUCUCUAUAUUGUCCGUACUGGGUUCUUAAAAUUGCAAUGGACGGUUUAUAUUUUCCAUAUAGUCGCACUUCCAUGUUUGACAACGAAUGAUUUGAUGAGUAUAAAUUCCUUUUUUAUGAGCUCCGAGGUUCAAGCGAAUCAUUUUAUUAGAUGGCCUUAUGCUAAUAUUACAUCACACACACUCAAAAAAAAAUGUACUAAAAUGAAUGAUAUUAAUAGGAUGUAGUUAUGAAUGGUUAGAAGUGGUGUAUGAUUUAAAAAUAUUGCCUUAUUUAUUUUUUUUGGCUUGUUGUUAAUUAUAAUUGUGCAAUCAUGUAUGAUAAAAGGAAAAAAAAAACGUGUAAAGUAAAGUCCGUAGAUAACAUGGAUACUUUGACCCACUAAAUCAUACUUUAUAUUCACUUAUUUUGACAAAGCUAUAUAUGUAUAGCUAUGUCAGAAGGCAUUCUGUAUUUGAUUUAUUGUCUCAUUACAUUGGCAUACCAUAACUAUUAUUUGUACGUUAUCAAAGUUUUACAAUGACAGUGAUGAAGACCGCACCAUAGAAGUGCAGGUAAAUUUAUAGGUAACAGGUUUUUUUUUUUUUAACAGGACAUCUUUUACUGCUUUUGAAGUGGUAUUUUCUUAAGUAUUAUGUUGUUGAAAGGAGACACUGUAUCCCCAGAAGCAUUUUUUUUCAAUGCCUUUACAAUCAGACUUUUAAAGUUCACCUGUUUUGUGGUUUUAGCCUUGCAGGACAAGGUUUUAUUUAUCAUGUCUAUUUUUACUUUUUUAGGUGCCUUAUGUUAAAUGUUAUCAUUUUAUUGUCUCUAAUUUUAGGAUGUUAUUGAUGUUAAUUAUGGCUCAAUCAAGGUACUAAGGUGAAUCUUACAAGCACAAUUCCCGGUCACAUUUCAUACCAGAAUCAAAAGAAAAAAAUUUCAAAAGAAAACAUUUUAAAUUAUAAUUUUGCAUAGACAUUAGGGCUAUUCUAAUUUUUGACAUUGUGCCAUUAUUUGAAAAAUCAUAGUAAUGCGUUUUUAAAUCAACAUAAAGCACAACAAAUACUACCAUGAUGUAUAAAUACAUUCAUAUUAUGUGCAUUACCCCAAUAAGAAUUUUGGUGCUACAAUUUGUAAUUGCCUUAAAAUUUUAAAUUUGGCAUUUAAUCAAAAUAUAAUUCUAAUUUAUUUUUUAUGUUUUUUUUUUAUUUUGCGGCUGAAAAUGACCUGAACCUCAUUUUGUGAUUCACCUGUCUCAAGACAAAAUAACUAAAUCUUGAAUGUUCUCUUUAAGACCCAGAUUUACUUUAAUAUCACUAGAACUAUAGUUCUAAGACAAAGUCUGAAGUACUUUAGUUCAGCUGACCCACACAAGUAUCAUGGUAUGAUCCCAGAUCCCAUCAAAAACCACUGCUCGUAAUACAGAAACGUGUUUCAGACGAGUUUCAGUCUUCAUCAAAGGAACAUUGUCCUCUAUGGAAAAUAAGGAAUGAAAUUACAUGUCUUACUCCUACAGUCUGUGUAUAAAACUGAACUAAGAGCUGUCUUGAACAUUAAUAAUUUGGUGGAUUGUAUAGUUAAAGGUACAUCUGUAACCUUUAUUCAACAAGCUAAUGCAUUUGUAAAUAACUAGUGUUAACUAUAUUAUUCACAUGAUAACAGCACAUCUUAAAUUGGAUGCCACUAAAGUGUCUCAAGAGGUUCAAAAUGAGGACAAAAUGAGGAUUUUAAAUUGGCCAUGAUGGUGAAAUGCCAUCAUAUCGAUCCAAGCACUUUAUGGCUUUAGGAUAUUGUAAACUAUGUUAUAUUUGCAGUAAAUAUCAGUCAGUAUUAUGUCACGCUGUGUCAUUUUGACAACUACAGAUUUUAGAAAUGUUUUUAAGAGUUAAUAUCUUGUGUUUUCAUUAAAGAGCUGUUAUGCUGUUUCUUUUUUAUAUCGCCAUGUUUGAAUUAUCAUGUAAAGUGAUUUCUUUUUCAAAUAAAUACUAAAGUGUGUAAAACUGA